GGCACCUGAAUUACCAUGAACUAUGGCAGCCAUCCAUGAGAGCUUCAAGGGCUAUCAGCCAUAUAAGUUCACCACACUAAAGAGUUUGCAAGACCCUAUGAAAAAACUCGUUGAGAAAGAAGAGAAGAAGAGGAUUGCCCAGCAGGAUAGCACAGAGGCAGCAGGCCAGGAGCCACGUCAAUUAAUUUCAUUAGAAGAUGAAAACCAAUGCAAGGAAUCCUCCAGUUUUGACAAUGAAGAUGAAAAAAAUAUUUUAUCUACUUCAGACAAAACUUCUACCCAAAAUGCACGUUCAGGACCUAUGGAUGAACUGUUAGACAUGAAACCUGAGGAAGGUGCUUGCCUGGGCCCGAUGGCUGAGACCCCAGAACCCGACAGCGCUGACAAGGAUGACUUGCUGCUGUUGAGUGAGAUCUUCAACGCUUCCUCCCUGGAAGAGGGCGAGUUCAGCAAAGAGUGGGCAGCUGUGUUUGGAGACAAUUGGCUAAAAGAGCCAGCACCAGCGGGGGCCCUGGGAGAGCCAGAUGCCAAGUUCCAGACUGGCUCCGGAUUCCUCCCUUCGCAGCUGUUAGACCAAAAUAUGAAAGAUUUACAAGCCUCCCUACAAGGCUGGUCAGAGAGCAAUGUCAGUCCUCCUCCUACUCCUUGGCCAGCACCAAAGACAAGCAAUCCAAAUGACAAGAGCCCUGCACUGAAAGAGCCUGCCAAGGCUGCCUCGGACCUGACUGCCUGGUUCAGCCUCUUCGCUGACCUGGACCCCUUAUCAAAUCCUGAUGCUGUUGGGAAAACUGAUAAAGAACAUGAAUUGCUCAAUGCAUGAGUCUGCAACCUUCAGGAGGAAGGCUUCAUGCCACUCCACUCCCCAGCUUCAUACCUGGGGCAAGCAGAAGUAUAAUGUGAUCAGUAUGCUGUUUUAAUAUUUACAUGCCAUUUUAAUAAAAUGAAAGGGUCAAAGACCCUUAAAAAAAAAAAAAAAGAAAA
Cavia porcellus (domestic guinea pig) is the source of this 981-nucleotide messenger RNA. Its product is annotated as islet cell autoantigen 1-like. The transcript has a single exon. Gene Ontology annotation, cellular component: Golgi apparatus. Bases 23 to 820 code for a protein of 265 amino acids. The record is from RefSeq and is a predicted model, not a curated record. Gene Ontology annotation, biological process: regulation of transport. NCBI's taxonomy places the organism in Eukaryota, Metazoa, Chordata, Mammalia, Rodentia, Caviidae.